AUGGCUUGCGACUUCGCUAUUGCACGAUUUCGUUUUCUUCGACGUCUCCUUUUGGUGCAUGGACAUUGGUGCUAUGAUCGUCUUGCUCUCACUUUUUUGUUCUUUCUUUACAAGAAUACGAACAAUGUAUUUAUUCUAUUUUUCUUUCAAUUUUAUGAUGGAUGGUCAGCAGCUUUCACUAAUGAUCCCACUUAUACCAUCUUAUAUCCAAUCAUCUUUUCUGCUGUCCAACCUAUAAUAGUUGGUGUAUUCGAUCAAGAUCGUUCGGCUGAGGAUCUGCUUGAAGAUCCGAGCUUGUAUUCAUCAGGCCGCAAAGGAACCAAGUACACAUUUAGCCUUUUUGCUCUCAGCGUUAUUGACGGGAUAUGGCAAGCAGCCGUUGUUUAUUAUGUGGCGCAUUGGACUUUCGUUGGUUAUGACUGCGGUUUGUGGACUUUCGGCUUCUACACAUCCACAGGUGUGAUGCUUACCAAUGCCGCACACCUUAGCAUUGAAGUCAGGUGCUGGGUGAGUCUUUCGACCUCUAAGUUUGGCCCUUCUUCAUUCUUUGCGUUCGAUAAUUUUCAUUUUAUGCUGGUUUUUUUCGGAAGUUUCUAAGC
Messenger RNA from Cylicostephanus goldi, 599 nucleotides. The record is from the annotation of a GenBank genome assembly. Lineage: Eukaryota; Metazoa; Nematoda; Chromadorea; Rhabditida; Strongylidae.